CUCUUCACUGAGUGGACUUACUUAGAAGGCUGAUUCAAAGAGGACCUUGCAGAGGACUGAUAAACAUUGUUCUGCGGCUUGUCAGGAUUUCGUUCCACCUAAAGAACAAGAAUGGAUUUUCAGAAACUAUUUUUCGCUUUAUUUUUCAUUCUGAUGAGCCUCCUGCUUAUUAAUGGACAGAGACCAGUAAAUAAUGGUCAGCGCAGGCGAAUACACAGACACAACUGUUUCCUGAAGAGGUGUAUGCCCCUGCAUUCAAGAGUGCCUUUCCCUUGAGAAUGUGUGCCAGGAUUCUGCAAGGUGCAACAUCUGCAGAAAACGUCUUUCUUCCAUCGGUGAUCCAAACCGCUGAUAUUGACUACAUGGGCCAACACCGUGCUUCCCUUAACUCGCCCACUGUCUGGGAGAAACUGUACGACAUUCAGGAACAUUGCCAAGGACCAGGCUUGACCUGAAUAAUUAUUUUGGAGACUUGGACAAGAAAAAGCAAAAAUGCAAAUUGGGCAGUAAUGCAGACUGCCUAAAUACCCAAUGGAGAGAGCAUAAAACAAGUGCCUGGACAACAAAAA
This is a messenger RNA of Spea bombifrons (plains spadefoot toad), 569 nucleotides long. It is a transcript of the gene APELA, whose product is annotated as apelin receptor early endogenous ligand. Lineage: Eukaryota; Metazoa; Chordata; Amphibia; Anura; Pelobatidae. The record is from RefSeq and is a predicted model, not a curated record. Gene Ontology annotation, molecular function: apelin receptor binding. Gene Ontology annotation, biological process: heart development; apelin receptor signaling pathway. The coding region runs from base 112 to 276 and encodes 54 amino acids. The transcript is spliced from 3 exons.